AUGGCUACGUCCUUAGCAGUCAACAAUGAUUUAGAGCGGGAGAACCAUGAAAAAGAUUUAAAAGAAAAUUUUACAGUCUCGACUCCACCCUCAGUCAGCUCUUCGUCGAAGAAGAAGAAGAAAAACAAAAAGAAGAAGAAAACAGUGACUACCGAAGCCAAUGGUGAGCACCCAGAGAAUGGAGCUUCAGCAGAUCAGAAAAAAGAGAAUGAUUCUUUAGUUUCAGAGCUACAGUUAAGAAACAGGGAUCUUGUCGGUGAAACUGAUGCUCUGAGAAGCGCACUUGAAGAAACGCAACGCAAUAAUGUAGAAGCUGAUGAAUUAAAAGGUCUUAUGUCAAGAGAAAUGGAUAAUUUGAAAAAAGAAGUUAAAGACUUGAAAGAUGUUGACGAUGUUAAUUCGGACGAAAAAUCUAGGAUUCAGGAGGAGAACCAAAACUUACAAGACAUGUUACGAAACGUGGGAAACGAGCUGGUAGAUUCUCGUGACGAAAUAAAAGAAUUAAAACAAAAAAUGAAAGAUUUGGAAAGAAAAGAUGAGACUCCCGUGCAAAUUUCGGAAGUUAAAAGCAAUGAGAUUACACCAAACGUACAUUUCAAUGCGAAUGAAGCAAAUAUAUCAAAUGGUCUCUCGAAAGAUGUUAUUGACAAAGAAUAUGUAAGGAAUGUUCUGAUUCAAUUUUUGGAGAAUCAAGAACACCGUGAACAGAUUCUGCCUAUUUUAGCGAUCGCUUUGGAUUUAGAUGAAAUUCAUCAGCAGAUACUUUUGAAAUGUAUCAAUUAA
Molecule: messenger RNA, 783 nt
Organism: Schizosaccharomyces osmophilus
Lineage: Eukaryota; Fungi; Ascomycota; Schizosaccharomycetes; Schizosaccharomycetales; Schizosaccharomycetaceae
Gene: grp2
Product: Golgi GRIP domain protein Grp2
Exons: 1
Coding region: 1-783 (260 amino acids)
Source: RefSeq, a predicted model, not a curated record